CUUUGUUGUAUUUUGUCGUUUACAAUUUUCAAUAAAAUUGAACAUCGAGGAAAUGAAAUUGAUAAACUAAUAACUAAACAAAUUUUCUAUACGAAAAGCAGCAUAGCAACUAAAAAGUAAAACUCGAUAAAUUUAGGAACAGGGCAUCCUUUGAAGCCAGUGGUGUUUGCAGUUGCAUUUCAAAGCAUACAUACAACAUAAUAUGAAUAAUUUACGUAAUAUUUGCAAUAUUUUGAUUGUUUUAUACACUAGUCUAUAAAACUUUAUUAAAAAUUCGGCUUAUAAUUGCAUGGAAUGUAAAAAUGGACAAAAAUAUCCUACACCAGCAGAUAUAUUCAGUCGUGAAAUCGAAUGGAAGCGCCGAAACGCUUAUGCAAGGGGGCUGCAGUUGGCUUUCGCUGCUAGGCUGCCUUUUCCGUUCCCUGCACAGGCCAUGCGCAUUCACCAAUAUAAUUUACCAGUUUUCCCGCCACCAAUGCCCCCUGCAACGCGCAACCGAGAACCCAGUCCCUUUAUGAACAUGAUGGAUGAAAUAUCGUAUUGGGUGACCACUAAAAGGGCACCUUGCCUUCUUAACUAUGAUAACGUUAUAAAGAGACAAAAUGAGCAAGCUCACUGCUCAAAAGAUACAUUGAAAAGUACCCCAAAUGCUGAGGUUUCUCAGCCUAAGAGCAAAAAGAGGAAAUUGAAACUCCUCAAUGAAUCUGAAUCAUCAGAGAAGCAGCAGAAUGUUUUCUUUGACAAGUCACUAAGCAAAAAUAUUAAAGCUCCAAAAAGUCUACAAUCUGAUUCAUUGGCUUCCAGCAUAGAUUUCAAAAUUAAACCAGCAGUUCAACGGAAGCCUAAAAAACCAAAAGUACAAAAAAGGAACAAGGAGGUACCCAAGAUAAACAAAGUAUGCACUUCCACACCUAACACUAAUCUAAGGAGAAGCCUUCGUAAAGUUCGACAAACCAAUAAUAAUUAUAGUCAACUUAAUGAUUCGUUUGAAAUUUUAAAUGCUAGUGCUAUAACAGCACAGGACAAACUUGAAAUUAAAGUAGAGCCCAAUGAGAAAACAGACUUGCCAGUACAUAAUAAAAAUGAAACAAAUGGUAACUAUGAGGAUUCAAGUGACGUUUCUGGGUUCACCGCAAACUACAUACGCUCCACUAAAGUGCACUCAUCUAAAACUGCUACUAAAGUCCAGAGUAAAGGAAACAGGAAUCAAGUCAAAAUUAAAAAGAAUGCUAAUGAUAAUAUUUUAUUGUAUGUAAAUAAGUCAGCAAAUACAGGGAACCCAACUGCAGCAGUCUUAAACUGCAGCACUGACUCAUCACAAAAUAUUAUUAAUCUGGUUACUGUGGAACAGGAUGCAACUAAUAAUGUAGAUAAAAGCACAUCCCAGCUUAAAUUUGUAAACAUUAAAAAUACUCAGGAACUCGACUCCCAAAAGAAUAUAAGACAAAGAAAUACAGUCGCUAAUCAUGAAGCAUCUUUUCAGUCCAGAAGUAGUAAUGCAUCCAGGUAUCCAACGAGGCAAAGAAAAGUGUCGAUAGUUGACUCUGAAAGAGAUGCUCUUAAAGUGAAUGCUUCAGAAAAAGCAACAAAAGCCAACAUGCCCAAAGAAAGUAAAUCAGAGCGCAAGGAAAACUCUGCAAACACAGUAUCUAAAACUAGGAGCGGAAGAAGGAUUGGAGCUGAUGCGGAUCCAGAAGUGUCAGCUUGCACGAGACUCAAUGUUGACAAUAGUGGUGAACCAGUGAGUUCCAGUCCCACCUUAAACGUAGGAGGCAGAAGGUCUAGAAAAAGUAAUUCCCUGACUCCUCGUAGUAAGUCUCACAGAAACAAUAAAAAAGACUUGUGUGAUGAAAGUGAAAAGAAUGUAGUAGGGGAAUCCUCUUGUGUCCAAUUACGUUCAUCUAGAAGAACUAGACAAGUGACAAAAGCGAACAAUGUGUCAGGACAAUUAUCACAAAAAGACUCUUUGAGAGAUAAAAGUGGUUUUGCUACGUGUUUCACGGACAGUGAUAGUGAUGAUGAACCUUUAAAACAGAGAAAGUUUUUCUGUUAAUUUUAAAAUAUUUAAUUUGUGUUUUGUUGUUUUAACCCUGUUGAGACUAUUACAAGAUAAUACCUAAUAUUCUGAAUGCUUGAGUAUAGUAUAAUAUAUCAUGACAGAUAUUUAGUACUCAGUUGUUUAUUGCACCGAGAUAUGCAGCAAGUAAUUAAGCUGUGAAUGUAAUAAUUGAUAAUGGUGCUUUUUUUAGCAUUGAACUAUUAAACAAACUAAUGAUAAUGUAUUUAGUCUCUAGUAAUAUUUAUUGUAUAGAUAAAAUUAUUGCACGUAUGUAACAAAUGAAAUUUGUAUUAUAAAGUGCCAUCUAAGGUUAUUAAAUUGUAUUACAUUUUCCAUGAUUGUAACAAUGUUAUACACUAAUUAAGGUCUUGAUUAUAAUUCUUAG
Messenger RNA from Aricia agestis (brown argus), 2444 nucleotides. RefSeq lists its product as uncharacterized. NCBI's taxonomy places the organism in Eukaryota, Metazoa, Arthropoda, Insecta, Lepidoptera, Lycaenidae. The record is from RefSeq and is a predicted model, not a curated record. The coding region runs from base 290 to 2053 and encodes 587 amino acids. The transcript is spliced from 2 exons.